Ipomoea triloba (trilobed morning glory) is the source of this 1024-nucleotide messenger RNA. RefSeq names its product zinc finger A20 and AN1 domain-containing stress-associated protein 8-like. The record is from RefSeq and is a predicted model, not a curated record. The transcript is spliced from 2 exons. Gene Ontology annotation, molecular function: zinc ion binding; DNA binding. NCBI's taxonomy places the organism in Eukaryota, Viridiplantae, Streptophyta, Magnoliopsida, Solanales, Convolvulaceae. The coding region runs from base 217 to 738 and encodes 173 amino acids.
UCAACACGAAAUCAAUUGUUUGCAAAAAUCUUUCACCCAGUUUUACCAUUCAACCCCUUUCCCCUUCCCCACGAUUUCUCAUUUCUCUCUCUCUCUCUGCAGACGCUCUCUUUAAUUUAAUCCCCUUAAUUCCAUUCUUGGUUUCAUCCCUCGUUUUCUCCGAUUGUCUCAUCUUCAAUUAAGUUUGUGUGUUUCCAUGUGGCAGGAUAUUGCACCAUGGAGUCUUCAAAAGAGACAGGUUGCCAAGCUUCAGAAGGCCCAAUCUUUUGCGUUAACAAUUGUGGCUUCUUUGGGAGUGCAGCCACCAUGAAUAUGUGUUCCAAGUGCCACAAAGACAUGAUCUUGAAGCAGGAACAGGCCAAGCUAGCCGCUUCGUCCAUCGAGAACAUUGUUAAUGGAAGCACAAGCAACCCUAAAGAAUCCACGGCUGCUGCUGCUGAUGUAAUUGGUGUGCAAUCUGGGCCUGUGGAACUGAAGGUCAUUUCUCCGCAAGCUUCUUCCGAUUCAUCAUUGGGUCAGACCUCAGAGGUGAAGGCGAAAGAAGGGCCUAACAGGUGCAAUACUUGCAACAAACGGGUGGGCCUGACCGGGUUCAGUUGCAAGUGCGGGAAUCUCUUCUGCGCAGCUCACCGUUACUCUGAUAAACACGAAUGCCCAUUCGACUAUCAGAACGCUGCUCGGGAUGCGAUAGCCAAGGCAAACCCCGUGAUCGUAGCAGAAAAGCUGAACAAGAUAUAAGGGCUGUGGACUUGAAACCCUAUGAUUAUGCUUUGGUUCCUGCACCUUCGGAUAAGUAGGCCAUUUUAUGUGUUCUAUUUUGGAUGCUGCAAUGGGUACAAGGCUUGCAAGUUAAAAAGUGAACUUUAGUCCUUGUGAAUUCCUAAACUAUCUAUCUCCUGUGUGUAAUGUCAUUAUUUGUACUGCUCUGGGAUCUCUGUAACUUCUCCUCAUUCUCUUCAAAUCUCCACUCUCAUUUCUUGCUAUAAUGCCUAUAUAUAUGAAAACAGAAAUAUAAUUCUUUGCU